Messenger RNA from Vespa mandarinia (Asian giant hornet), 2749 nucleotides. It is a transcript of the gene smg, whose product is annotated as sterile alpha motif domain containing protein 4 smaug. Lineage: Eukaryota; Metazoa; Arthropoda; Insecta; Hymenoptera; Vespidae. Gene Ontology annotation, cellular component: P-body. Gene Ontology annotation, molecular function: translation repressor activity; mRNA binding; protein binding. Gene Ontology annotation, biological process: regulation of DNA-templated transcription; regulation of mRNA stability; negative regulation of translation. The record is from RefSeq and is a predicted model, not a curated record.
CGGCGAGUUUCGAUCACGACAACGAACCAGUGUGGUCACGUAGGCCCACCGAAUCGCAUGUGGUGGAUGGAUCUUUCUCACUUCGAAUCGACGCCGAGUUAAAAAACAUGUUAUAACCGCGUUGUAUCCUCUCGUUAUCGCGCGAAACGAGUAACGUCGAUAUAAUUAACGCGUUAAAGGACGACGAUCAUCAGCUGCGAGCCUAGAGAGAGAGAAAAAGAAAGAAAGAGAGAGAGAAAGAGAGAGAGAAAGAGAGAAAGACAGAGACAGAGACAGAAACAGAGAAAAAGACAGAGAAAGAGAGAGAGAGAGAAAGAAAGAGAGAGAGAGAGAGUUAGAGAGAGAGAGAACGGUAAUUGAAACACAAGGCAUUUAUCCUUCGACGAUUAUAUACAUACAUAUAUUCGGACGUCUAACGAGAAGCGGCGAGUAUCACCGAAUUGUGUUUGUCUCUUUCGGGCUCAAUGGCCGAAUAUCAGAGCCGCCAACGAACGAGGGUAUUGAGGGAAGGGGGAUGACAUUAAGAGGGUUGGAUGGUAGGGGGGAAAAGCAAGUUUAUAGGAUAUAAACAGUAAUCUAGGAGUAAACGCAGAUUUUAAUAGAAGAUCAUCUCUGCUCUGAAGCCUUAGUGACUUGCAUGAUCAUAAACGCUCUACAACUUAUCUACAAGCUAACGUGUGAUAUAAAAUGAAGUGGUCCCCGGGUGCUCUGUUUUGUGAACAAGUGGGUGAACUUACUCGGGUAUUCUCUCAGUGGAACGAGUGCGAACAAACCGUGGUACUUUAUGCUCUACUUCGUCGCAUCCCUGCUGUUCAAGCAAGAUUUCUGGCUCAGGCUGUACAACAUUCUCUUCACUCUGUUUCUGAGUUGGAUACACAAGAAUUGAAUGCUAACAAUCCAGCCUUCAUUAAUUCAUUACUCACAGAACCGACUGAAGUUGCAAUCAAUCAACUUUUAACACAUCUCCCGCUUUUAAGGCCUGGAAAUGUAGAAUGCAAACAAUGUUAUCUUAUAGCAAUACCUGAAUUAGUGAGUCAUUGUGUGACCACUGGUCAAUAUACAGAACAGACACAGCAGUUGCUAAGUUACACGUUAAUUCAUCCUGCUAUAACUAGUCAAGACAGACGCUCGUUAACCCAAUGGCUAAGGCAUCUCGAAGAACGUAUCAGUGGCACUCCAUCUAUUCAUAGCCUCGAAGAAUAUACGAACACCUCAACUAGGUGGGAUAAUGUAUGGCAAAGAAGUUCUAAACAGCAACAACAACAACAACAACAGCAAUCAAAUGAACAAACACAUUUGUUUGGCACACAGCCUACUACUACAUUUAAUUUACAGUUUCCUCCUCCCGUAACUCGUCAACGUCGUUCAAAUAGUUUGACUCCUCCUGUUGCACCACCACAUCAUCUUGAAGUCGUUGAUCGUAGCAACAAUGCAAAUAAUUCCACAAGACACAAACCACGCAGUUUUAGUAUCUCCGGAGAUCAUACCAGCAAUCUAAUAGGUUUAGGUCCUCUUAGUCCACAGAGUUCUUGCGCAAGUAGUGGUAGUGAGGGUCGUUUAGAUGAAGCUUCGAAUCGUACAUUGGCAAGCGGAAUGAAAGAUGUACCAUCAUGGCUUAAGACAUUACGCCUUCACAAAUAUAGCUACUUGUUUGUUACCCUAAGUUACGAAGAAAUGUUACAAUUAACCGAAGAACAAUUAGCCGAGCAAGGUGUAACAAAAGGAGCCAGGCAUAAGUUAGCUCUUUCAAUUGCUAAAUUGCAACAACGUUACACGACUCUUGUUAACUUAGAAAAAGAUCUGUUACAACCAACUCGUGAUGGUACACAAGGAACUUCAUUUUCACAAGGGCCAAUACUGCUUGUCAAUACUCUUGAUGAAUUGAAGACAAUAUUAGCUACACCUUUAAAACCAAGUCAGGAAAGUGAUCCUCAGGAUAUACCUGCGCAGUUUACGAAAGUCCUUGGAAAACUUUGUAGCAGACUGGCACUGGAUAGUGUAGACGAUGGAAUUUUAUGUGCAUGCAUUAAUAUAUUAGAAAAAGUAUUGCAACAUGACUGCUUUACUCCAAAUCAAAAGGAGAAGGUACAACAAUGGCGUAGCAGACUUGGCAAUCCACGACCCACACCGAAAUGGCAAUAUAAUUAUGGAUAUAAUAAUCGAAGAUUCUGUAAUCUUCAACAACACAAUAGAAAACCGAGUUUAAAUUUGAGUCAUAUUCACAAUACUCAUUCACAUAACAAUUCUUUUAGCAUCAGCCCACAUAGAAAUAGUAUAUCUACACCGUAUAUACAAAAUAAUCAGAUCCAAACUAUGAAUCAGAAUAACUUACGUCCAGUACAUACGGCUGAGAAAAGACCUAGUUUACAGGAGAAUAGUUUGGAGCAACUUCAAAGAACGUUGCAACGAACAUAUAGUGCACCAAGAGAUCAUUUUCUUGGCCAAGGAGGUGGUGGUGGCGGAGGAGGAGGAGGAGGAGGUGGUGGUGGUAGUGGACCGGAAACAACAGAACCGGAAAUAAAUUCAAGCCUUGAAUCUCUCUGCUUGAGAAUGACCGAACAAGCGAUUGGUGGUUUUGGUGAAGUCUAAAAGAACAUUUCUCCUCCGUGGCCAUAUUAAUGGACGUAUCGUAAGUUCCGUUUAAAAACGAAAGAAAAACAAACAAAAAAAAAAACCAGAAAACAAAACAAAGAUCACACACUAAUACUUGUCCAAAUAAUCAAUCAUUGCCAAAAGUGGGUAAGAAAAG